AUGGCGUCGACACCAGAAUUCAACUCCUCGCUAUCCCUUGAGUCCGACUGGAGUGAAUCAGAUUCCGGUGAGGAGGAUUUGUUCAGGGACUUCAGUGAUCAGAUUGCUUCCGCGCCUAUGCGACGCCUACCUGUAGGGUACACACAGCCCGGCGACGAUUCCGGUACAGCAUUGCCGAUGGGCUCAAUCAUUAGUGGUCAAGUGUCGUGUCCUUUUCCAACGCGAGAUAUGCCUUACCAAAGUUUUGCCGACUGGGUCCUUCUGAAGCUAGCAACUCCCAGCCCUGCACUCCAGAAUGGAUAUGUUGAUCCUCGAACUGGAUCCUUGGUCAUGAUCGAACACAUACAACCUACCAUGCCUGAACCUGGCACCGAAGUCUACGUGCUAGCAGGUUCGCAAGGCACUUUAAUGGCUACAGUUGGACAGAGUCUUAUACGGCUGCACCUACAUGACUUGGAAAUGUCCGUAACACAGAUAUGCUUACAGAAGCCGCUAUCGCGCGGCACCUCAGGCUCGUGGGUGGUGUGGGAGCAAUCUGUGAUCGGCUACGUUGUGGCUGGCCAGGAACUGAUGCCUCUUGCUUAUAUCAUCCCAUUCCGCGCUUUCCUUGAAUCUGCUGGGGGCGACUUUGCCAUGGCGCAGAUCGCGUUGCGUCCGCCACGGGUCCUUCACGCGUCAGAUCGCACAACCAUAGCCGUCGAAGAACCCGACACAACUCAGAUAGUGCGGUCCUCUCUAAGGACCGAAACGCAGGCGGAAACCUUGGCGACCCAUGCUUCGCCUCCCACCGAUCCUCCAUCAUACCAUCAGCCUCCAGAAAUGUCACAGAAGGACCAGCUGCUCUCACGACUUGCUCAGCAGGGCAUCAAAGCUAGCUUGGCGCACACCAAUGGUUAUCAAGAUCAACAGGUCGACGUCGCCUCCUCCCCAGCACGUCCCCACCAAGCCACCAAGAAGCGCGCCUCGACUUCCUCUAUUCCAUGGCCGGGCCUUGACGAUGAUGAGCUCGACGCGCUCUUGGAUCUUCCACACCACCGCAGAUUUCCGCCACGCAGCAGCAGGACUGCACCAUUACCGCCAUCGCCUUCGCUUUUCAACCCCCGUCGCUGCCUACACUGCGGCAGCUCCAGCCACGACGCAAGCUGCUGCCCGGAGAGGCUGUUCGCGCAUCAUUGA
Messenger RNA from Cyphellophora europaea CBS 101466, 1176 nucleotides. RefSeq lists its product as uncharacterized. Bases 1 to 1176 code for a protein of 391 amino acids. The record is from RefSeq and is a predicted model, not a curated record. The transcript has 2 exons. Lineage: Eukaryota; Fungi; Ascomycota; Eurotiomycetes; Chaetothyriales; Cyphellophoraceae.